This is a messenger RNA of Equus caballus (horse), 3746 nucleotides long. NCBI's taxonomy places the organism in Eukaryota, Metazoa, Chordata, Mammalia, Perissodactyla, Equidae. The record is from RefSeq and is a predicted model, not a curated record.
GCUAGGUGCACUAAAUUGUGACUUUUUGGAAGCAUGGUCUGUCUUUUCCGUAAAAUUUCUGGUUUUCAGCACUUCACCAAGUCUGUACAGAGUGUGGACUCAGUGAGAGAUUGUGACUUGAAGAAGUGAAUACGUUCAUUUAUGUCACGCAUGCCAUUAUUUUGCUACUUCCCUACUCCCACAUCCCUACCACCAAGACACACGCACGUUCUCAGGGCAAUCUGAUGUGUGUAGAUUUCAAAAAGCCUAUCCAUUGUUUUCAUUGUAAUUGCUGAUGCUCAAGGUCGUGAUCUGGCAGGAGUGACUAUGGUAGUCCCCCAUAUUUGGGGGGGAUAUUUUCCAAGACAUACCUAUGAUAACGUAUAAAUUAGGCACAGUAAGAGAUUAAUGGCACUUUGGGUGCCAAAAUAAGGGUGGCUUUAACACAAGCACAAGAUAUCACAACAGUCGAUCUGAUGACUGAGAUGGCUACUGACUGACUGUGGUGGCUACUAAAUGACUAAUAGGCAGAUAGUGCAUACAUGUGGAUCCGCUGGACAAAGAGAUGAUUCACGUCCCUGGGGGGAGGGAGAGGGAUGGCAUGAGAUUUCAUCAUGCUACUGAGAACGUACAAUUUGAAACUUAUGAAUUUUUUAUUUCUGGAGUUUUCCAUUUAGUAUUUUCAGACCGUGGUUGACCGUGGGUAACUGACACCAGAGAAUGCAACGUUGCGGAUAAGUGGGGACUCCUGUACUAGAAGAAUGCACAUGCACAUUGAGUCCUGUUGUCCUUGCCACCUGGAGCACAGAACGUUUCAAAGAAAGUCUGUGAUUGCAGUGAGCUUCAUAGCAGCGUUCCUCUUCCUGCUGGUCGUGCGCCUUGUAAAUGAAGUGAAUUUCCCAUUGCUACUAAACUGCUUUGGACAACCUGGUACAAAGUGGAUACCAUUCGCCUACACAUACAGGAGGCCCCUUCGAACUCACUAUGGAUACAUAAAUGUGAGGACGCAAGAGCCUUUGCAACUGGACUGUGACCUCUGUGCCAUAGUGUCAAACUCAGGUCAGAUGGUUGGCCAGAAGGUGGGGAAUGAAAUAGACCAAUGCUCCUGCAUUUGGAGAAUGAACAAUGCCCCCACCAAGGGUUAUGAAGAAGAUGUUGGCCGCAUGACAACGAUUCGAGUUGUGUCCCACACCAGCGUUCCGCUUUUGCUAAAAAACCCUGAUUAUUUCUUCAAGGAGGCAAACACUACUAUUUAUGUCAUUUGGGGCCCUUUCCGCAAUAUGAGGAAAGAUGGCAAUGGCAUCGUUUACAACAUGUUGAAAAAGACUGUUGACAUCUAUCCGAAUGCCCAAAUUUACGUGACCACAGAGAAGCGCAUGAGUCACUGUGAUGGAGUUUUUAAGAAGGAAACUGGGAAAGACAGAGUCCAGUCUGGCUCUUAUCUCAGCACAGGAUGGUUCACCUUCAUUCUGGCCAUGGAUGCCUGUUACAGCAUUCACGUCUACGGGAUGAUAAAUGACACCUACUGCAGGACAGAAGGGUAUAGAAAAGUCCCCUAUCAUUACUAUGAACAAGGAAGAGAUGAGUGUGAUGAAUAUUUUCUUCAUGAACAUGCCCCAUACGGGGGGCAUAGGUUUAUCACUGAAAAGAAAGUGUUUGCUAAAUGGGCCAAGAAACACAGGAUAAUAUUUACACACCCGAACUGGACAGUGUCCUGAUGUUGGUUUUUCUGAUCUUGCCAUACCACUUGAGGUAAUCAUGAUGCUGCAACAGUGAUGCGAAUGAUGACGACGGUGAUGAUAAAGACAACAACAAUGAUGUUCAAGUUUCUGUACAUCCUCAGAUAUGAAUGGUGACUCUGCCUGUCAUUUGAACUUGGGAUUCCGUGGAGGGUGGUUGUGCUCAUUGUGUUCUUUCUGAAGGUUCAACAUUACAUACUGCACUUUAUAAUUUAACUGGAAUUGAAAUGAAGGCCAGUAACAUGACAGCAGUGACCUAAGAAAUGGGAAGAUUAUCCUUCAAGAUAGCUGCCCAGAAUUCUUGAAAAGUAAGUAACUUCCAAAAGCCAUGGGAUUUGGCCUCAUGAGGCAGUUUUUGACUCUAUAGUCUCUUGAACCUGAGCAGCUCCACCAUCUUGAAGAAUGGUUGAUCGUCGAACACUGACCCAAGAAAUGCUCUCUGGGUACAAGCAUAUUACUGCAGUUACUAGUUAGUCUGAGGGCAGGGGAGAAUCUCUUCCUGACAUACUGUCUUCCUACAGUACCUCCUACAGCUAAAGCCUCAGGCCAUUUCCUAAUUAACAAUGAUGAUGUCAUGGACAUCAUACCCAUCAAGAUUAGUUGACUAUCUCAAACACUUAAUUCAAAAUGGGCCAACUAGCAAAUCUUGAUGAAUUUCCACUCUCACCACUCCAUUCUUACUACCCCAAACAAUAUAACUAAACAUGUUACUAGAAUGAUCUAUAUUAAUGUUUAGUUAUUUUUGGUUGAGUCCUAAGUAUUUCAGAAGCUAUUUAACAUGUAAGAUAUCAACACUGUAAUAACAUAUACUGUGAAAACAUUCUUAAAACAUAACCAAAAGGAUUUACUAACUCUGCUUCAACAUCCAACAAAACAAAACUGUAUGCUUUUAAAAUCACAAAACAGGGAAAACAAAGCAUAUUUUUACAUCAAUUUGUAUCCUACCAUACUUCAUAAUAUAUAUUUGUAUAUUCCAAUUUCUAUUUUAUAGGCCCAAGAUGUCUCUCCUUACAUUACAUUACCAUUUCUAAGUGCCAACUGUUAGACAUGGAGAAGAAAUGCUUCCUUGUAUUAAAUCUGACCAGAACUUUUGCCUUCUUAGGGUUUAUUUUCCCCACAGUGUAUCAGUUGUUGUACCAUAAUAACAACAAUAAUAAUGACCUUAAUGUCCAAAGUGCUUUGUCAUUCAGAGCCCUGUCACAUAUGCUGUCCCAUGCAAUGCCCAUGACCACCCCACUGGGCUAUUGCCUAUGCAUUCUGACAUCUCCUUGGCAGAUAAUCUGUAAUUUGUUAAUUCCUCUGAUAUAUUCCAGAUUGCUCCCCUUGCUAAUAUUUGUAUAGAAUAGCAUUUAUGUAGAGUAGUAGCUAAUUGAUUUCAGUACCAAAUACAAUAUACCAUAUCAGGAUUAUGCAAAAAGUAUCACAAGGAUGGUCUUGGCCAUAGACUAGGACCUCUGUGAACAUAGGUACUUUUGAUUUUUUUCUUUUAAUGACUCUAUUUCGGUGAGGAAAAGAUGAGGAAGCAGAGGCAACAGGAGGGAAUGAAAGCAAAGAAAUACAGUUUCCUGUUCCCAUCUUGAGAUGACUCUGUUCUCCAUAUACUCGUUGCUCAUUAAAUAUUCGAAGGUCGAUUUGCCGAGAAAAGAGCUGAAAGACCAAAAACAUUCUUGCAAAUAAUCCAAAAGACAAAAGCCAGGAUUAAUUUAAAAAAUGUUUUGGAAGCUGGAAGUGAUGAUGCAUUCCACUUCAGGAGCAUUUUGCAAGUCCUUCCCAGUGCUAAUUCCUGUGAUGAAUUAUCAUUAAAAUGGGACAUUUGGGCAAGUCUCUUUCCUGCUCUUCUGCCAUUUUGAUACCCAGGACUCAGAUCCAUAAAAAUUAGCAAGCACCACUUCCAUUGUUGGAAUUGUUAAUGUUGUUAUUCUUUUUUUGUUUCCUUAUGUGAUUUUCAGUUCUAUGUAUGUUAGUUUUUUCUAGCUAAUGAUGGAUAGAAAUGCCCACUCAAAGAAAAAUAAACAGAUACAAAUGUUA